ACUCCAUAAUUAUUAAAUUUAAAGCUUUUGCAGUUUUGCCAUAGGGAAAAGAGUUUGAUUUUUUAUAAGAAAAAGAAAAUGGCUAAGCUUUUCUCCACCUUGGUUGUCAAUGGAAUCUUUAACGCUAUCUCCAGACGAGGAUAUUCGGCGGCGGCGUCAGCGUCACGAGGUGUUGUUUCGAGUGGAGUAAGAGGAGGAGCGGCAAGCAACGCUGCGGUGGCGAAGCAAGCAAGGGAAGAGACAAAAGAGAAGGUUUCGUGGGUUCCGGACCCGGUUACCGGAUGUUAUAGACCGGAGAACUGUGGGAACGAGAUUGAUGUCGCCGAGCUCAGAGCCGUGCUGUUGAAGAAGAACUAAAUAUGUUAUAAAGUACACCAAACGAUAAAAUCGUUAAUAAUACAAUGGAUUGACGAGGCUGUGUCCGUGACUCUGUUCCGAUUUUAUCUGCCGGAGGCGGUGUCUUAAAGGAAGAAUGUUAUAUGCUGCACCAUUCUUUGUAUACAACGACAUAGAUUUGAUGCUGUAAUAUUUUUUUCUUCACUUCCGAACCAAGCAAUAAGAAAUUAGUACUAAUUACUUA
Molecule: messenger RNA, 580 nt
Organism: Gossypium raimondii (Peruvian cotton)
Lineage: Eukaryota; Viridiplantae; Streptophyta; Magnoliopsida; Malvales; Malvaceae
Product: protein SENESCENCE-ASSOCIATED GENE 21, mitochondrial
Exons: 2
Coding region: 79-357 (92 amino acids)
Biological process (GO): response to stress
Cellular component (GO): mitochondrion
Source: RefSeq, a predicted model, not a curated record